CGUGAUGAUGAUGACCAAGAGAACCCGGAUGACCUUGGACUGUCGCUUGUAGAGCGCAUACACUCUCAUCAACAUGACACCUGUCAAACCGAAACCUCUCAACCAAAAGAGGACCUGCUAAAUGAAAGCGUGGCAUACAACUAA
Messenger RNA from Acaulospora colombiana, 144 nucleotides. NCBI's taxonomy places the organism in Eukaryota, Fungi, Glomeromycota, Glomeromycetes, Diversisporales, Acaulosporaceae. The record is from the annotation of a GenBank genome assembly.